Hemisphaericaspora subhashii is the source of this 2157-nucleotide messenger RNA. It is a transcript of the gene WAL1, whose product is annotated as actin-binding protein. Lineage: Eukaryota; Fungi; Ascomycota; Pichiomycetes; Serinales; Debaryomycetaceae. Bases 1 to 2157 code for a protein of 718 amino acids. The transcript has a single exon. Gene Ontology annotation, molecular function: actin binding. The record is from RefSeq and is a predicted model, not a curated record.
AUGGCGAUUCUAACCAAUCAAGACAAAGAGAAAAUUAAAAGAGCAAUUCCCAAGGCGAAUAACAAAAUAAUUGAUGCUACUGUGGCAAGAUUAUAUAUAGCAUAUCCAGAUCCUACAAAAUGGGAAUACACAGGAUUAGUAGGAGCAAUCGCUUUAGUGGAUGAUUUAGUAGGUCAUACAUUCUUUUUAAAACUUGUUGAUAUAAUCGGAAGUCGAGGUGUUAUUUGGGAUCAAGAAUUAUAUGUAAACUUUGAAUAUAAUCAAGAUCGUCGUUUCUUUCAUACUUUUGAAAUUGAAGAUUGUUUAGUUGGUUUAUUAUUUGAAGAUACAAAUGAUGCCACUCAUUUUUUUAAAAGAGUAACAACUAGACAGAAACAUGGAUCUAGUGCAACUGUGAAAAAUAAGAACGCAAUAGCAUUAAAAGAAAGAGUUGGACCAACAGGUCCAAAUGCACCUGGACCUAGAGGCGAAUUUAUGGAUGUCAACACAGCACAGAGGCAACGAAGAUCCAAAGGUGUGAUAUACUAUGACGGGCUCCCUCCUCCAGAAUGGAGAUCAUUGUAUGCGGAAUUGGAAGCUGCAGGGAUCUCAGAAGAUAUGAUUGCCGAGAAUCGAGAAUUUAUUAAAGAUUAUAUUGCAAAACAGGGAGGCCCAUUGGUUGGUCUAGAACCACCUAUUCCCAGAAAAUUCCAACGGAAAGUUGAACAGGAAACCCAACCUGCUAGAGUUCUGUCGAUUACUUCAAGUAAACACAAGAAAGCUCGUCCUCCCCCUCCACCUCCAGGUCAACCCCCAGUUAGUCCAGCUCCAGAGUCAAGUUCACCAACUCCACCAGUAGAAUAUACUUCAUCACCAACCCCACCACCUGCACAAACACAAGGCGAAGAAGCCACUCCAGAACCGGCUGAAGAACCAGUUAAAAAGAAGUAUACUUUCAGAGUUCCACCUGCAACAGCAUUGCCUCCCCCGAUCAGAACGGCAUCAUUAUCAGAACAAGAGAGACCUCUACCUGGACUUCCACAACUGCCUGUAUACGGACACCAGCAGCAACAAGCACCAGAGCAACCGCAUAUAUUUGGAGUUCCACCGCCAUUUCAAGGAGGUGCUCCACCAGUGGCCCCAGCACUGCCAACAAAACAGCAAUAUUUACCACCGCAAACUAAUCAAAAUGGUCCACGGAAAUUUGCUGUUCCACCCCCAUUCCAAGGGGGAGGACCACCAGCACCACUCCAAUUCCAAGGGGGAGGACCACCGGCACCACCUCCAAGAGCUGGAAUGCCACCACCACCGCCACCAAAUCGAGGAAACUUUCCACCUCCACCGCAGCCACCCAAUAGAGCGAGUGGCUUUCCACCACCUCCACCACCACCAGGUCGUACAGCUAGUCAAACAGGUGCUCCACCACCUCCACCACCUCCCAGAGCUGCUAGAGGUGCUCCUCCUCCUCCACCGCCUCCCAGAGUACAAAGAACUGGUAGUGCACAUCUGCCAUCUCCCAGCGCGCCAUAUAUACCACCAAAUAUGAAUCAACAAGCCCCUCCUAUGCCUGCUGCAAGACAAGAAUUCCAACCUCAACCUUAUGGGGCACAACCUCAACCAUAUGGGACUCAACCUCCUCCACCGCCACCUUCAUUCAACCAACCUAUUCCUGCUCAAAAUGUCCCACCGCCACCACCACCUCCACCCGUGCAGCAAUAUACACAAGCAGCUCCCCCACCACCACCUCCACCAAUGGCUCCAAGUGUGACUUCUGGAGGAGGAGCUCCCCCACCACCACCUCCGCCAAUGCCACCAAGCAUGGCCCAACCAGCUACUGGAGCAGGGGCUCCACCACCACCACCGCCGCCUCCACCAGCAAUGUUGGACCUGACCCCUUCACGUCCUGAAGUCACCGGAGAUGCCGGAAGAGAUGCAUUAUUGGCUUCAAUCAGAGGUUCUGGGAUUGGAGGAUUACGAAAAGUGGAUAAAUCGCAAUUGGACAAACCGAGUGUAUUAUUACAAGAAGCAAAAGGAGAAUCACCUGCUCCUAGUAGUGGUGCUGGUGGUGGACCUGGUGGACAACCGCCUGCGAAUUUGGCUGAUGCUUUGUCGGCGGCUUUGAAUAAGAGAAAGGGAAGAGUUGCUAAAAGUGACGACGAAGAUGAUAACGAUUGGUAG